AAAUUUCAUGCAAAAGGCUGGGAUCCAUUUUCUGCGUUGUUGUUGUGACAUUUUGCGAUCUCGUUGCUUGAAUGAAGGACUGAAAGCAAAAUUUAAUCUACCUAAAAAAAUAUAUAUUUUCGGACUUUAUUAUACUCAUGAGACACUGAACAUUUUAAGAUGUGUGAGAAUAAAAUUAGUACUUAAGCCGCUUUUAAAAACAAUGGGUUGAAAGUAAGGAGUAUGAUAGCAUGAAGCAAUUUCCGUUUUAAAGCAAUAAUGGAGCUUAAUCUAACUCCUUCGGAUACUGGAACCACCAUGGAAUAUUCGGAUAACUCUUCGGACUGCAAAUAUGUAAUGAACAAUAAUGAACAGUAUUCAGUUAUAAGAAUACCCGAGGACAGUGAAAAAUCGAGUAAGCAUUCGUCCAGAAAGCAAUCUAAAAGAAGAAAAAAGAGCUCUAAUCAUACGAGAACUCUUCCACGAAUUAUAGUAAAACCUUUGCCACCUCCGCCACCACCUGAAACACGAGAAUGGAUGGCAGCUUCAUCCUAUACAGAACCGCCUCCCAAUACGAGGCCAUCAACAAUGCGCGAAGUGUUGGCCAGCAUUCCAGGAUUUUGCCUAAAGCCUCGUAAACGCAACAGUAAAAAGCUAUCUACUGCAGCUCAACUUCAGCAAACUCGGGAAGGCUGUAUUGAUUUGGAGACACCGGAUUCAAUAUUAGUAAACACUAAUAUUAGGGCUUUACUGAAUAAGCAUACAUUCUCACUGUUGCCCCCUUUGUAUCAAUAUAAGUUGGGUCAGUUAUUACCCAGUGUAGACAGACUCACUCCUUCAGGCCGUUUGAAUUCUUCUAGUCUUAAUAAUGAAUUUUUUGCUAGAGCUUGUAUAGAGUGGCAAGAAAGUCUAUCUGGAGGUGAGUUCACACCAGAGAAUCAACAGAAAAUGAAGACUGAAGCUGAAAGGGAAAAAAGUAAGAUAGACCCAUGGAAAAUAAAACAUUUUGAACCAUUCUGGGGAGAGAAGCUUAGAAAAGAAAAAUCUUCUGUGAACUUAAAUUCUGAAAGACCAUCUUUGAAGACUACAAUAAAGUUAAGACCCACUGCUUCAAUUACCAGUAGCAGUACUGUUCCAAAAAUAAAAAAGAAUAAGUCCUCCAGUACCAGCAAAAGAAUGCGCUCAGUUGGUGCUGUUACCAGAUCUUCAUGUAAAACUGAUGAAAUAACUGAUGAUUCUGUUGGAAUCAGCACUAAAUCAUCAGCACCUGUUCCAGAUCUAUUACCUAUCAAACAUAUUAAAAACCAAACACAAAGCUACGAAGAGUGCCAGGUUGAUUUUAAUUUCUCAGAUUCCUCAUCUACACAGAGGAUUGAUGAUUCUGUCUCCUCAACACCAGUAGAUCCAUUACUAUUACCUGAUACUGUGUCUGACCGAACUGAACUUAAACAAGAAUCAGAUAUCUCAGCAGUGACCAUUGAAGAUUCAAUCCUAUUGAAAGAUAGUCCGAAAGUAAAGGAAGAUAUAAUUGAUUCAGAUAGUAACUCACAUGAACCUCCAAAGAGAUUAAGUGAUGAUAAUGAAGAAUAUAAUACAGCUAAGAGGAUAAGGUUUGAAGGAGAUUAUGCUAUGGAUAAUGCUAGUUUUAUGCCUCAUAAUACAGAUUCAAGCAUUAUUAAUUACUCAGACACAGAAACAAAUUAUGGCAACGAGCAAGUGUGCCCUAAUAAUGAGAUUUUAUAUGUGAGACAAGAUCAUCCUGAUACAAACAGUGAAGAUAGUAAAGCAACACCGUCAGGUUAUGAAUAUGAUGAAAGAAGUGAAUCUUCUAUCUCAAGUUUGAAAAUAGAAUCACACAACAUAACUAAUGUUACCGUCGCAAUUGAAGAAAGUGAAAAUAUAGAAACUGCAUGUGGGGAACACAGUAUUGAGGAUGCAGAAGAUAACAAGGAAAAUGAAAAAAAAAUGCCACUAAUUAAAGAUGUGGAGAGAGAAUAUAUGCCAAUCACAAUUCAAGAGACUACCGAAACAGUUCAAACAGAUUCUGAUGACAAAGAGACAUUAAAAUUAAUUGAGGUGACUAAUGAGGUUCCAUGCCAUAAUUUGAAAAAUAUGGAAGAAGAAAACAUAGAAGUUCCGCCUAAAAGUGAAAAAUCACUAAACAAAAAUGAAAUUAUAGAAAAUACUGAAAAGUGUGGUGAAAAGCCUAAACUGCCACAAAAUGAUCUCAACAGCUAUGAUGACCACUUUAAGGAUGCGGAGUCCUACAUUCUAGAAACAGGGCUUAACAUCUUAACAUCCCAGAGUGAUGAUGUCAAGUAUACUGCCCAACCCAACUUAAUGGAAGUGUCUUCAUACAUCAGUGAAACAAAUGUAACAGCAGUAGUGACAAUGCCAUUAUCACACCAUUCGUCAAUACCAAUGAUGGAAGUUGCUAAUACACCAAUUGUGUCAUACCCAGAUGACAGCACUCAAGAUCCAGCUAAGCCAAAGACUUCAGCUGUGCAAUGGAAAAAUGAAAACAAUUGGACUAAUACUGAAAGUAACAUGGGAUUCACUACAUUUGAAACUAUGAACACUUUAAACACAAAAAAUGUGAGCGAAGAUACUAAGGCGUGCAUGGAUGACAUAAAUACAAAUGAUGAUCCAUGCAUUUACAAAGACGACAGAGAUGCAAACUUUAACAUGGAAUCUUCAAAUUCUUCAGAAAGCUGUCAAUCAAUGAAAGAUGUUGCUGUAAAGCAAGAAUUAGAUAUAGUGCCCUCUUUAGUGUCAAGUGCAAAUAUCACAAACGUACCUCAUUCUGGGUCAUUAACCCACAUUGCAAGAUCUUUGAAGAAAUCAAAGAUUGGAAAAGAAUCAAAUAGGAGCCGUAGCUCAAACAAGGUACCACCUGGUGCUGUGAAUCUUGAGCGCAGCUACCAAAUAUGUCAAGCUGUAAUACAGAAUAGUCCCAAUCGGGACGCCCUGCGAGGCCAACUGCGGCCGCCUCCUGCGCUCCUGUCCCGUCCUGCACGCGCGCUACGACCGCCCGCGCCCUCGGUGCCACAACCACACCCAUUGCUACUACGACAGCUGCCUGUCUCGGUUAUGGCACACACUGAGGUAAAUGAAAAUCGACCCAACAACAUGGGCCAAUAUAUUCUUGUUCAAAGAACGCCGAAUGUUGUACCCAGAGCCUCCAGUGCUCCACCAGCUAAUCAAAAUACAAAUGUUAGCAUAGCACGAUGUCGAAGCGUCGGUGCCGAGGACUCGUGUGUGUGUAACCUCCGUGCGAUGAUCUUAUGUAAAAAGUGCGGUGCGUUUUGCCACGACGACUGCAUUGGUUCAGCCGAACUCUGUCUCACUUGCUUCAUACGCUGACACCGCCGAAUCGCCGACACUCUUGCCACCACCAACGACCAUUCUAAAAACUAUAAACUGUGUUACAGUGCGCUCAAUUUCGGCAAGUUGUCCAAAAACUUUACACUCAUGGUAAGCAGUGUUAAAUGCUAUCUGUUAAUCGCCAUAUGGGACUUGCAGCCAAUAUGUUUAUUAAAAUUUCCAAAUCAGAUGCCUUCUAACGUACAGCCUGUGCAUUUGUUUAUUAUCUAGUAAGAAUAUCUGCUUAGUUUAAGUGCAAAGAUGUGUGAACAAUUGAUAUUGGUUGUUAGGAUUGGUGGUGCUAUCUGUUUUAAUUACUUUGAAUGUAUCAAUCAUCAAGAAUAUUAUCAUAAGUGAUUUAGGUAUUCAACAGUGUUCUUAUGACACUCUAUUUAUGCCAUUCCUGUCUUUAAGACAGCGAUGUAUUUUUACACUAUUAUAAUGAUGUAAAAUAUAAUUUAUGUGCAGAUGAUAGAUAAUUUUCUAGAAGUCUACCAAUAGAGUACCUUGUUGAUUGUAAGAAAUAACAAUGUCUAAAGCAAUAUUAUACUUGUAGGCCAUGAGAUGUAUUAUGCUGUAGAAUAAGACAUGUACAUGCAUGAUACAUAUCUCGUCGUCCGCUCGACUGAAAUAUAAUUAUAUAAAAUAAUUUCAGUUAUAUCUUUUCCAUAACGAAUGCCUUAAGAAAUUAGGAGAUAGAUAGAUCAGUGAAGAAAAGGAGUAUGCUACAUUGUGGGCGCGCUAGUCGAGUGCAGACCUGAAGUUUCCUUUAGUGCGAUUUAUUCAGUAGUUCUUGUUAAGUCGAUAUAUUCCACAAAAGAAAUUGUAAAGAGUUAAUUAACAAAUAAGUUAAAGGUACGUUAUAAGAGCUGCUAGAGUUGGCCGCAACUGCAUUCAACUCACCCACCAACCUCAUGAUAUCACAAUACUACUGCACUACAAUAUUUUUGAAUAUGGUGAAAAUAGAGUGGUCGGUAUCAACUUAAUUACUGUAUAUCCUGUCGCUUAUUUUGAUUAAAAGUUGUUUGUAAAAUAUUGAUUGAAUUACGUGAACUUUCUUAGGUACCUACCAUAAGUUGUUACUUUAAGUUUUUAUUAGUAUUUAUACACUUAAUAAUAUUGUAAAGUAAGUUAUGCAAUAUAUUUAUUAUUUUGUAGGCUCAUUUAUUUCAUAUCAUCUUGGAAUUUCCGUACAGUUAUCUUUUACAUUUUAUGUAAUCUUGUAAUAAUUGCUACUUUUUAAUGAUGCUUGACAUAAAAAUGGCUUUUGUAUUAACUGUCUUGUAACGCAAAAGGUACAGAAUUUUUAAUAAUUUUAGAUUUUACCAUUACUAUUACAUAUUUAUAUAUUUAUUUUAAAAAAAUACAAUUUUUACUUAAAAUCAUAUAUUUUACAUUUUUUAGUAUCAUGAUACUGCCAUACAAUUUACUAUUAACAACCACUAUUACUAACAAAAAUUAGGCUCCAAUUUUCCAGAAAAAUAAAGUAUCUUAAAUAAAAUUAUCCAAGUGCACAUACUUGGUAACUUGGCCUUAUAAAUUAUUAUAACUUGCUGCUUUAAUAUGGGAGUUAAAUUUUUUUUACAUUAAGGUGAUUUUGAAUAAGUUAAAUAAAUGUAAUAAAAACCCAAUUUACUAUGGCUCAAGUCGAAUGAACCGUCAAAGGAACUGUUCUAAAAUGAAGACACCAAGUUAAGUUUGUGAAUUAAGAUACAAAAAAACAUCAUAGUAUCAUAAUCGAAAAUAAUGCGUCUUGCACAGCUCGCUUGAGGUCGACGGCCGUGUGGAGCGAGUUCGCUACCUGCAUUGUCAUGCUGAACUCACGAAAUAAGAACCUCAUAAAACGAAAUGAAAAAAAAAAUGUUUCCUUGAUAAGUUCAUGUAUGUUAUUACCACGGUUACGGAUAUGGGAACGCAUAUUACGUUCUUUGUUUUUAUUCAUUAUUCCAGAAUAAAUAAACAGUCUAGCUAUAAUUUAAACUAUAAUAUAAAUUUUUGUGCAUCUUCAUUUGCAAUUUUUUUUGAAAAUACAUACAAUUCAUACAUAUUUGAAGAACUAAAAUAAUCAAAGAUAUUAAGAUAGAUAGAGUGUAGUGAGUUUCUCAUGUGCGAUUUGCUAAUGAAUUAUUACUGCCGCACUAGUAUUAAUAAAAUUUCGCAAAUCUGCAAUUUCUAUUGUAAUCUCUUGGCAGCUACGAUUGCGGCUCAGAAUUUUCGUAUAAAACUCGCAAAUUCAAACUUGUGUGGCGUAAUUGUUUACUGUGACAUGACACUAAACGACUGGUAUAAAAAUAUAGACUGUUAUUAUCAUAA
Molecule: messenger RNA, 5655 nt
Organism: Bombyx mori (domestic silkworm)
Lineage: Eukaryota; Metazoa; Arthropoda; Insecta; Lepidoptera; Bombycidae
Gene: Asx
Product: polycomb protein Asx
Exons: 7
Coding region: 259-3342 (1027 amino acids)
Biological process (GO): positive regulation of transcription by RNA polymerase II; animal organ morphogenesis
Cellular component (GO): PR-DUB complex
Molecular function (GO): DNA binding; chromatin binding
Source: RefSeq, a predicted model, not a curated record